Porites lobata is the source of this 8358-nucleotide messenger RNA. Lineage: Eukaryota; Metazoa; Cnidaria; Anthozoa; Scleractinia; Poritidae. The record is from the annotation of a GenBank genome assembly.
AUGAACGCCUGGGAGUUUUUGAACAAGAUGGCUACAUUCAGCACUGCCGUGCGUCAUUUCGCCAGACGUAGCGUCUUCCAGAAAGUCCGGACGCUCAGCUUAGGUUCUUCAUCACACACUUCAGUGGCUGUGGUAGGUACAACAGUUUUGGAAACACAAGAACCCUCUGUAAUGUUUCAGAUGAGAUCUCCCUGUUUUCCACUGAAAACUUACCUUCCAGAUGCGAGGGAAAAAUACUUCAGACGCAGGUGCAUUUACUGCAACCCUGAAAGUAUAUCUGAACCCCCAUGCCUUUUUUCAUUCCUGCCUUGGUUUCUAUGAUUUUGUGGUUUCCAAGUUUUAAGAUAUAUCAAGGGUCCCCUUUCUGAAAAGUGCGUAGCCUGCCGUGCGAAAACAUUCGUUUCUCCUAUCUCUUCGCCGAUGGGGACGUUUCGCGCGGAGGAACGUCUGCGACUCAGCGACAGAAAUUCCAUACUAAUGACGUAACAUCUGUCCGGAAUCCGGUCAGAAGCACUGAUUGGUCGACGGAGUAGUUACAUUGUUUUAGUUAUUGUUUACGAAUGACAGACAAAAGACAAAAGGCCACAAAGGAGAAAUGUAAACGCGAAGAAUCUCUAAUAAAACAGUCAAUAUUUUUGGAAUAUUGUCUUCUCUUGAAGAAGCAUUUGAGUUUUGCUGGAGCUCGUUGGCAGAUGAACACAACACUUUACCAAAAUCGACCAGAAGACACGUAAAAUUGGACAAAUUUGUAUUUGGAACCCCAUGACUACUGGAUUUAUUAUGUAAACAUCGGUUUGCGUCAUCAGUAUGGAAUUUCUGCCGCUGAGUCGCAGAUGUUCCUCCUCGCGAAACGUCCCCGGCGGCGAAGAGCGAGGAGAAACGGAUGUUUUUGCACGCUAAAAAGUGCGUAAAUUAAUUUAAAAUGAAAACAGCUUGCUCUGAACAACAUUAUUUGGAAAUAGGGGGGUUGAGAGGAUGAUGGCGAGGUUACCUAUCACACCUUACCCCACACAUUGUAGGGUAAGGUGGGGGGGUUGGUGUGGCUGAAAUAUUCAUGAUAUGGAAUGACCUAGUCAACCAAACUUAAACUUUUUGCAUUUAGGUGUUAUCUGGAAAUGGUGUUUUUGAUGGUUCAGAGGUUCAUGAAGCUUCAGCGUAAGUACAGGCACAUUGAUGGUAAUGACUAUUUCCCAUUAGUGGUAGGUAUCAUAUCUGCAAUUGAUGGACACUCUUAAAUUUUUAUUUAUUUUAGAGUAUAUCGUUCGGUAUUAAAUUUUGCUCAUUCUUUUUUAUUCAUGGCUGACCCAAAAGUCUAUUUUAAAUGAGCGUGAUAAAAUUUUAAUGAGCAUUGAUUACUAUUCUUCUUUAAUUUGAAUAUCUCAAAAAACUUAACUUGCCCAUCAGGCCAGUUAAGAACAGAAUUCGCUUGCCAGUGACAGGUAUUAGACACCACCUCCUUUGAAUUGCAUGCUGCUCUAAUUAUUUAGCUUUAACCAUGCAGUGGUAUAUUGAAAUUGCCAAAAAUAUUGCAAAUGAAAAUGACCAAUGCAAGGCUUAAAAAUUGACAGUACUUUCUUUGGAUAAAAAGACUUUUUACAGUACACUAUUAUUCUCUUCUCUACUAUUAUCUGCUCGUAGAGACCUGUUUCAGUCUCUGCAGUGUAUAUCCAGAAUUCAAAUGUUUGGAAAAACCGAAAUCCAUAAUUCUAAUGUUUGGAAAAGCCAAAACACUGAAUUUCACUCUUUGGAAAAGCCACAAUUGAGAAUUCCAAUGUUUGGAAAAGCCAAAAUUCUGAAUUCCAAUGUUUGGAAAGUCAAAAUCCAGAAAUUAUUCUGAUGUGUGGAAAAGCUAAAAUCCAAAGUUCCAGUGUUUGGAAAAGCAAAACUUGAAAUUUCCAAUGUUGGGAAAAUCAAAAAAACAGAAUUCCAAUGUUUGGAAAAGCCAAAAUCCAGAGUUACAGUGUUUGGAAAAGCCAAACUCGAGAAUUCCAAUGUCUGGAAAAGCCAAAAUCCAGAAUUCCAAUCUUUAGAAAAGGUAAAAUCCAGAGUUCCAGUGUUUGAAAAGCCAAACUCAAGAAUUCCGAUGUUUGAAAAAGCAAAAAUCAAGAAUACCAAUGUUAAGAAAAGCCAAAAUCCAGAAUUCCAAUGUUUGUAAAAACAAAAUCCAGAAUUUCAUUGUUUUGAAAAAGCAAAAAGACUGAAUUCUGAGUCAAUAGGCCAUGAGGCCGAAGAUCGAAUGGGCUAUUGACUCAGAGGCCACGAGUAAAAUAAAAUCCAACUAGUUGGUCAAAAAUAUCGAGACAAAACAACUUUAGCUAGUUACAGCUACACUUAAAUCCUUUUUUGCUGCCAAAAAGCCAGCGCUUUUCGCUACUAGUGAGCCAUAACGUAUAGCCUAGUAGUUAUUAUAAAAAUAAAGUCACAGAAUGUCUCGCUUUAAUAAUUGUGUAUGUUUUUUUAGGGUACUGGUACAUUUGAGUCGUGCUGGAGCCGAUGUGAGUAUUUAUGCGCCAGAUAUUCCACAGAUGCAUGUUCUGAAUCAUGCUAAAGGAGACGUUGCUGAGGGUGAGACACGGUAAGAUAUCACCUGAUUAGGGUAGUGUCAGGAGCCCAUAACCUGGAGCGAGCAACUCCCAUACUUGGCCUAUGUCACGGCGUUUUUAUGGACUAGUUUAUUUUUAGACACAUUUUAGGGCACUUUUUCCCGCAAAAAUAGAAUCACCACCAUGUCUAUGAGUGCAUUCGAAGAAUAAGAUAUCAAAAAGGAAAACUAAAGGUUAUUAUAGGGCAAAAAAAUAUCAUUUUUGGGUCUGUAGGGUUUGCUCACUGUUUUGUAGAAUUUAAAAGAUUUCAAAAUUCGUGUCAAAACCGUUCCAAAAAUAAACUGGUACGUGAACACACUGUGACACGAACGCAUGGAAGUUGCUCGCUCCUGGUUAUGGGCUCCUGGUAGUGUUUUGAAAUGGAUAAUUUUUCGGUAAGUGGUCGCGGAGGGGGAUAUAAGGGGUUCGGAUUACACAAUUUAGAUAACCGUGUGCACGAAAUUUUUGUGACUUAUAAUGUCUGCGAAUUUUGCGAUAGUUCUAGCCAUCCACAAAAAUAAGUUCCAGCCAAAAAUGUUAGUGCAAACAUUUUUCCCGCAAAAGUUUAUUCCAUAGUAAAUAUUCUCCAUCUUGAAUUCACCACACAGUAAUCCAGACAUGACUAAUCAAUGACAUCAAUGAAGUCAAUGAGUAAUCAAUAGGUAAUCGAUAGGUAAUCAGUUGAUUAGUCAUUGAUUAUUGCCGAUGAUCAAUGAGUAAUCGAUGACUAAUCGAUAGGCCACAAAAUUUUUGGUCAUCAAUUAGUCAUUGAUUGCAUUGAUUAGUCAUUGAUUGCAUUGUUUAGUCAUUGAUUUCAUCCAUUACUCAUGGAUAUCAUCUCGUGGCUGCAAACGUAUUUGGCGAAGAAAAACAAAAUUAAAAAAAAACUUAAAUGUAAACAGGUGUAUCAUGCAGGUUUAUUCUUUUGAGCUUAAAUAGUACAUGGAAAUUAAGGUUCAGAAGGUUCUCCAGUAUCUCUUUGCCGUUUGUUGUUGAACCAUACCUUGACGGUUGCCCCGUCAAGGUUGUUCAGUUUUGCAAAUUCUUCAAUAACUCCGUGCGAUGAAUACUUGCUGUCUUUGUACAAGGCCUCAAGGGCCAUUUUCUGCAAAUGCGAAAACUUCGUCCUUUUAUUUGCGGUUAAUGAAGAAGCUCGUUUCCUUUUUCCUGUAAAACAAAAACAAAGUGAAUUUGAUAUGUAAAGCGACGGAGCACUGAUGAAAACCAUAAACAUUCCAGGAACGGUGUCAGCGUAGUACACAAGGCACAUGGACUUUGCAACGGAAAUGGUUCUUGCGAAUUGAGUAAAUUACACGUAUUCAAAAGUGAUUCAUGUACCUUGAAUCUUUCCUCUCAGAUCCCCUAUGAGAUCUUCUUGCUGUAGCGAGUUCUUUAUCCUUCGGUAGGGCUCUCUUCCCUCCUCCGACAAUUGUUCAAAGGUCUUAGGUUUGUUGAGAAUUUCGGAUCCUCUACCCUGGGAUCUUUCCAAAACGUGGGCAGCAAACUACGCGAUGUGGAUUUUGGUCAGUCGCAAAAGGUGCAGUGCUUCUUAACUAAGUUCUGCUGUACCUAAAGCAAGAAAAGUGUCUUUCGUGCGCAGUAUAAUAGUCGAUGAGUAAUCGAUGGGUCAUCGAUGAGUAAUCAAUUACAUCAAUGAGUAAUCGAUGUCAUCGAUGAGUAAUCGAUAGGUCACAAAAUUUUUGGGCUUUGAUUACUCAUCGAUUACUCAUUGAUCAUCGCCCAUAAUCAAUGACUAAUCAACUGUUUACUCAUCGAUUACUCAUUGAUUACCAAUUGAUGUCAUUGAUCAUCGAUUAGUUAUGUCUGUAAUAAUGCAUUGCUAAGAAAUCUGGUCUGUUCGGGUUUGUAAUCGAAUGACAGAGAAAAGUUAUCUGUUUUACUGGUAAUAUAUUGGGAAUACACACCAUAUUAUUACUUGAAAAUAUUAUUUCUAUUGCACGAACUCAAUAAAAAUGAAAGUAUUAUCAAUGAUUUGUUUGGCCAAGACUUUCUGGAAAUUGCAAAAAUUAAUUCCCAGCAAAAAAGACCAAUCUGUCCUAAUCGCAGAGAUUAGAUCCCUCGAAACAAAAACAAAAAAUGCCAAUAUCCACAAAAGUAAACUCUCACAAAAAAUUUUGUGCCACAUGAUAGUCCUUUACUUCUGGUAUAUCUCUUACAAUUUUUUUUUUGAAAUCACAUGAACUCUAUUAAUUGUUAUUUAACACAGUAUAGAAUUUUUAUACUCAAUGUCACAUUAAUUUCCUGUCAGGAAUGUUUUGGCCGAGUCUGCUCGAAUUGCACGUGGGAAGAUCUCUUCUCUGGCUGAGCUUGAUGCAACACAUCAUGAUGCCCUUGUUUUUCCUGGAGGUUUUGGAGCGGCAAAGAAUUUGUGAGUGACAGUUAAAGAGGCUACAUCACUAGGAUAUUGCUGUUUUAACCCUUUCACUGCCAAAAGUGGGCAAAGUCAAAUUUCGACAAAAUUGCCAAUUUUAUUUUUGUAAAAUGUUGCAAAACAAAUAGCGCCAUGCGAAAGUACUGGCAAAGAGGUUUCAUUUGAAUGGUCACACCACAGGAUUUUGUGCACAGACUCAGAUGUUAGAACAACUUUAUCAUCAUCAUCAUCACAUGAUACCAUGUGAAAGUACUGCCCUAGAGGUUUCAUUUUGGAUGGUCACACCACAGGAUUUGGCCACAGAUUCAAUGUUAGAACCAUAGUUUAUGAGACUCCUUCAUUCAUCGUAAGAUCAAAAUUGGAAUUCUCAUUUGUUGCUCCUAUUCAUUUCCUAUAGAAGUAGUGGGGAGAAGUUGAUAAAAUAUCAAGCCACUUCAUCUCGUUUGAUCGUGUCCAUAAUUCUCAUGACCUCUCUGUUUUACAAAGCACUGAUAUUCUAAAGAGAAAUUUGAUGCUGAUCACUCUGAGUUAAGCCAAUUCUGUGCUGAAAUUAUUACUUACCACAACAUACUCCUUUACGGUUAUAAGAAAAUAUCAAACAAAUUUCAGCAAGGAACACUAACCAUAACAAUUUUUUGGUGAUUUUUGUAGACAUAAGCAUUAAAACUUAAAAGGUUGGUCCAAUUGUUAGCAACAGACGACAGGAAACAGUUCUAAUGCCUAAAUAUAAAAAAUUGUAGUGCAAUAUUGAUGCGAAGACACGUUUUAGCUAUUUAAUAAGACAGCAAAUAGAGUGACGUAGCCCCUCUAAAAAUCAAUUGAACACAAUUCCUCAUAAUAUACUCCAGUACUCUAAUAUAUACUCUCGUGGGUCAGAGAAAUUUUGUCAAAUAUAAUGUUCAAAACUCAACAGACCAUUUUAUAGUUGUGUGCUCAGUGCCCUGGCCUUUGAAUAGAAGCGAGGCUGUGCAAAUCAUGGUAUUCUCAUGCUAACAAGCCUGUGAACGGUUUGUAACAAAACAAGGUCACCGCCAUCCUCGCUUCUAUUCAAAGGCCAGGGCACUGAGCGCACACCUGUAAAAUGGCCUGUUUGAAUGACAAUAAGUGAUUUCACUAAAAAGUUUUGAACAUUGACCUAGAGGAUAGUAUAUUUAUUGCCAAGAAUUUCGGUAUUUCAUCAAAGGCUUAUCAUGUAAUGUUAUCGUAUACAAGACAAAGUAUGUCAAUCAGUGAAUCAUCAGCCAUUAAAUUAACCUGCUUGCAGAUAGGAUAUCUGCCCGUAAUUCUGUGUACCUGGUGUAAACUGCUGUACGCAGUUCUUUGUUGAAGAAAGUAACUCUCCAUUAAUACAUAGAGCACAAUACAUAGUGGAAGCUCUCGUGAGCGGACAUUCUCAGGACGUGAAAAAGGUGUCCGUAGCUAGAGCUGGCCGCUUACGGGAAUGUAAAAAUACAGAGUUUGUAUGGGAGAUGAGAAAAACGGGGUUUUGUGACGGCGGUCGUUGGGUGGAUCUGUCCCGCUUACGAGAGUGUCUGGUGGCAAAGCUUUCACCGUACUGUAGUUUCUUCCAUGACAAAACCUUUCUGAAUUUUUUAGGAGUUCAUUUGCUGUGGAUGGUGUAAAUUGUACAGUUAACAAAGAUGUCGAGCAAGCUAUUAAAACUUUUCAUGCUGCCAAAAAACCAAUUGGGUAGGUAAAACCUGGCAGUGUUUUUUUCCAUGUGUGUUUUCGCGAUGGUAGAAAACUGCGUCGCGAAAAUAACAACCCGCGAAUAAGAAUCCUUGCGAAAUUUAAUAUCCAUGGACAAUUUAAGUCACAGAAAAAAUGAUUAACGUGUAGUAACAACCACAUUAUGCAGAAUAUGUAUCGACAAAUACCCAAGUUAUUAACUUAUUUUACUGGUAAGUUCCAUUUUGUAUCUUCUGUUGUGAUAAAACGUUAAUUAUGUCACAUGUGGAGUAGGGAAUCUAACUGUCAUAAUCUUGAUGUGAGUCGCAAGAUUCGUACAAAUCCUUAUCUAGAAAUUUCAGAAAUUUAAAGAGUUCAGACUUUUUGAAAAAUAAAAUGAAGUUGAGAACAGGUGAAUCGCAAAAUUUAACGCCUUUUUUCAAGUUACUUAUGAAAUUGUGAAAAUAAAACCCCGCGAAAUACCGUCUCGCCAAAAUCGUGAAUUUGACUACCAUUCGCGGGUAAUCAAAAGUACCAAGAAGGUAGUUACUUAAGCCAGGCUAACCUACAACUUUGACUUAUUCUUCGUGUUUGUCUUUAUACACUCAGCCUUUGCUGUAUUGCUCCAGUAUUAGCAGCCAAGGUUAGUACCAUAUGUUUCAGACAUUUGAUUUUACUUGUAUAUGUUGUAGUGCAGUAAUUUUUUAUUUUAGUUAAUUUUUGUGUUUCCAUCGUUCCAAAUUCCUUAGCUUACAUUACCAUACCCAAACACAAAGGAAAAACAAAAAUUAACUGCAACAUAUCUUAUUAUAUACUCAAUGGAAAAACAAAAAUUAACUGCAACAUAUCUUAUUAUAUACUCAAUCCCGCUAAAAAUGGCAACCUGAAGCACUCAAAACCGUCAGUUUGGAGCAGAAUCCUCGGAAGAGUAGCUGACGAUCCAGUUUCAUACAUUUCAGUUCAACUGCAGUGAAACAUUGCUUUUGUCAAAGAGCUGUCGCACCAAACUUGAAAUAUUGGCGGAAAUUUUGUCCGGAUCUAUUUCGUUUUAGAUUUUACCAGGUGUUGAGAUAACAGUUGGCCAAGAUAAAGAAGAUGUCCAAUGGCCGUACGCCGGUACAGCAGGUGCUGUGGAGCAGAUGGGAGCUAAACACGUGAACAAAGAUGUUAAUAUAUCCUUUCAUAUUAUUAUCCUUUUAAUAUUUAAUGAUAAUUUAAUAUAAAAUAAUAAUGAUAAUUAAAACUAAUAAUUAAUAGUAAAACUGUGAAAGGUUUGAACCCAGGAGUCAUUUCACGAGUAGGUUGAGUAUGAGCGUCCGGUUAUUAAAUUAAUGAUAAUCAAAAUGGUCUAUUGAUAAGAAUAAAUGAAAGAAAUAGAUAAGUACUAAUUAACGCAAAAUAAAAUUAAUGAUAACUUUUGAAUUAUUAAAAUAGUUUGAUAUUUAUUAGUCUAAUAACAUUUAAUAAUCAAUUCCUUGGUCCCCUUUAUGGAGGGGUUUAAGGAUUAUAUUCCUCUUUCAAGUUAACGUUUCUUCAGAUUAAAAUUACUUGCUGUUCUGUAGACGGUGUAAUUUCCUUAACUGUUUUCACGAAAUCCAUGUAGACGAGCAGAACAAGGUUGUAACAACUCCAGCGUUCAUGUGUGAGACAAACGUACAUGAAGUACACGACGGUAUCGGCAAGAUGAUACAGGCUGUGGUGAAGAUGGUGGCGUAA